Effrenium voratum is the source of this 1938-nucleotide messenger RNA. NCBI's taxonomy places the organism in Eukaryota, Dinophyceae, Suessiales, Symbiodiniaceae. The record is from the annotation of a GenBank genome assembly.
AUGCAACUGCUGAACUCCCGGCACGCGGUGCAAGCCCUACGGCGGCGAACGCGCGCUGCGCUGGAGCGGGACUUGGUUUUCUUGGAGUCCGAGCCCGUUGGCGUUCAGGCGGAGUGGGCCGAAGCAAGGUCGCUGACCAGGAGGUUUUUAAAAAUGGCAGCAAUGUUUGACGCUGCUGCCAAGAAAGAUGAUGACAGUGCAGCUGACGCGGCCGCCGCUGGCGAGGCACAAGUCGAGCUCCCUGCCGGCCGAGCGCAGCUCCUGGAUUUCUUCAACGGCCCGUGGUCAGGACUACCUUUGGCAUGCGCCGAGGCGGGCCGGGCUAGCGCCGGGCCGCUGGCCAGCGAGAAGGGAGGUCCUGUGGCUGAGAAGGAAGGGCCGCUGGCCGGCGUGGCCAGCAUGGCUGACACAGGGCCGCAGGCCGCGGGCGUUUCUGGCACAGGGGCGCAGGCCGCGUUGUUUGGCAACGCAGCCUUGGAGUUCUUGCUCCAGAGACGUUCGCGGAACACUGGCUUUGCGGACUGGAUGCACUCGCUGGCCCCGGCUGACGCUCGCAGAGUCAUCUUGAACAAGGCAGAUGCCUUCGGCACCACGAGCGCAGACGCGCAGGUGCAGCAGAUGAGUUCUGUCUUGGUGAGCGAUGCGUAUGGCUGGGGCUCAGAUUCGGCCUCGGAAGCGGAGGAAGUCGAGGCGAAUCCUGCCAGACCAGGGUCUGCCGCUGCUGCUUCCAGUGGGCCUGCUCCGCCUGCGAAGCGCAAGCUGCAAUCCAGAGCCAUUCCUUGGGGUCCAUUUCAGAUCGCGCCGAUCGUCCCGGCCGCGGGCCAGAGUGGGUGGGGAGCCAUUUGCGGACAGCAUUGCGAUCAAGGGAACACGCUGUCUUGCAAGAAGGCCGUGAGCCGCAGCAGCGCACUGACUGAUGCUGACUGCGUUCUACGCCUGAAACGAUGGCUCCUCGCGGGCCACUCUGACCAACAGUGGCCGAGCCACAGGCGACGCUCGCACCACGUUGAGCUAGGUGACAAAGGCUUGCAGGACCUCGCGGAUGGCAUGACAGAAGCAGAGAUGGAUGAGUUGGUAGUGCAAGAGGUGUGGCAGGGCAAAAAAGUGAAAGGCGUCUGGAAGACGGUGGGCCGGGUCGGCGUGCUGACGGGGGAGCAGUACGAGGACACCAACAUGUCUCAACGAACUGAAGAGCACAGCGGCCACGGGCCCUUUGCCGAGGAGGCGCUGGAAACCAAGCGGGAAGUCCUUCAGAAGGUGCCCAAUGACGCUGAAGAAGAGAGGAAAGCAGGAGGGUCCUCGAACAUGGACGUGUUCAUCAACCAAAUGGCCGCCCACGGAUACGAAGGUCAGCCCGUCCUCACAGACAGCGCUGAGUUUGGCUUGCCAGCCCAGCUUCCUGCCACACUGAUGCGAGACUUGUCCCAAAGCAUCGCGCGCGCUAACGCUGCUACGUGGAAGGCAGAAGACAACAAGCACUUGGCUCCCACCAUGCUGCCCAAAAUGAACGUGUGGCUCGAGCCCGCCGGGCAUCGCAAGGUCGCGCGCCUGAUGCUUGGCCGGGAAGGCUUGUUGUUCCAGGGGUUUCCAGCGCUUCUCUUCUUGGAGAUGCUGGACGCUUUCCAAGCUGCAUCGAGCGCCGCCGGCAUUGUGAGCCACGGUGCGCAGCACUCAGGCAGCAAGAGCGGGCCGAAGAAGUCGAAAAAGCAAAGCGGCGAGAGGACGGACUUCAGGCCAAAAGAUCUCUUGCGCACCUGGCGCCCAACAGAAGUCCUGAUGCAAGACGUAGCAGGCAAUGCUAUGUCGCUGCCUGUGGUCAUGACGAUGUUGCAGUGCGCGUUUGCUUCGGUGAAUUGGCGUUCUGGUGCUGUUAGCCGAGCUGCGGACGAAAGUACGGCCGUGAAGGCAACUGCAUGCCCUGCAACAGACACCGCCUGA